Endocarpon pusillum Z07020 is the source of this 1188-nucleotide messenger RNA. RefSeq lists its product as uncharacterized. The record is from RefSeq and is a predicted model, not a curated record. The transcript is spliced from 3 exons. The coding region runs from base 1 to 1188 and encodes 395 amino acids. Lineage: Eukaryota; Fungi; Ascomycota; Eurotiomycetes; Verrucariales; Verrucariaceae. Gene Ontology annotation, molecular function: metal ion binding.
AUGGCUGACAAUAAGAAUCCUGCUAUUACAACACGUCCGCGACUUCUAUCAGACAUUCUUGAGAAUCCGUUGUCUGAAUCCACUAUACCAGAAGACUACACCAUGCACCGAUCUCCUGUUUCUCCCGCUCCGCCGGUUUCGAGCCGUCUCUAUGGAGGCCAAGGUGGCUUGCCACAACCCUACCUUAGUCCAUAUCAGCAGUCCAGAGCGAGUCAAAACCACGCCGUUGCUUCUGCACCUGACCCGGGAAUCAUCGGUCAGCCUCUCCAGCGAACUUCCUCUAGCACCCUCUUGAGCCAGGGCACUCGCCUUCAGCCUCUUACGCCUGUUAACCCACCAAUUUCCCAUCGCUACCAUGAGAAUCGUCGAUCUAUGCCUAGUCCGCUUCCAGCCUUUACUACCUCACCUGGAGUUUCGGAUGCAGGCUCUCCAUCACAUUCACGAUUUCCGUCGCUUGAACGAUCAUUCAGUCAGGCUUCAUUGAAUGCUCCCCGAUACCCUUCUCACCCACGUACACCAACACCAUCUUCUAACAGAGCGAAAGCUAAAAUCAGCGAUGUACCUCGAUCAUCAUCCCUGCCUAGCAGCCCAAAACAUCGCCGUCCCACUCCUCAUCCACACGGCAAACCCUCGGUGAAGCAUCUCACUUGUUUCUGGUGGAAGGUAAAGGGUGAUUGUCGCUUUUCAGAAGAUGAUUGUCUUUAUGCUCAUCGUGAGACUGGCCUGCUUGCGGAUGCACCUCGCCAAGUCACACCAGGAGAACCAGCUAAAGCAGGUCGCCACCUCGAAAAAGCCCUCUCCAAUCUUCGUACCAAGCGCAACCCUUCUUCGUCCUCUCUUAACACUUCUAUGGUUGCCAACCCAUCUACCCCGGAGAGCCAAGGCACAUCUAGCCUGACCACUACGCCCGUGGAUGCAGAGACCUUCCAGGAGCGGGUUUCUUCUCUUCAGUCGGACAACACCUUUCUUCGCAAUCUUGUCGAGCAAAGCAGCAAGGAGAAGUCUGUUCUCAUGACUACCAUCGAGGGUUUGCAGAAGGAGAAUGCAAAUUUGAACAAAGACGUCGAAUAUCUCAAAGAUGUUGUGGACCAGUUGCAGCAGCAAAAACGCCAGUUCUCCGGAAGCAUGCUCUUCAGCGACGUCGCUCCAGAAAGGAUGGAUAACCAGCAGCGUCAAGCUAGUGGCUGA